Molecule: messenger RNA, 1451 nt
Organism: Mytilus trossulus (common blue mussel)
Lineage: Eukaryota; Metazoa; Mollusca; Bivalvia; Mytilida; Mytilidae
Product: UPF0729 protein C18orf32 homolog
Exons: 3
Coding region: 53-301 (82 amino acids)
Source: RefSeq, a predicted model, not a curated record
AUCGUGUUAUAGUUUCCGGUGACAUCCUGACAUAAUAUCAAAACAGAUAAAAAUGGUUUGCGUUCCUUGUAUAGUUAUUCCUUUCCUUUUAUGGUUCUUUCACAGAUAUCUAAGACCUUUGAUGGAGAAGUUUUGUCCUUCCAUGCUGAAAUACCUACCAGGGAAUUCGAAAAAUGAAGGAGAGGAAUCAAAAAUGAAGUGUCCGAUGAAGAAGACAGAUGAAACACAAAUUGAUGAGAAUUCUACAUCAAGUAAGAGUGAAGUAACAGCAGGAGAUGGGGGAACAAAGAAGACAAACUGAUAUUAGCUUUACACAUUAUAAAAUUAUCAAUCAGAAUACAUUGUCAGCAAAAGUAGGGUUCUCCUUUAUAUGUAAUAUAUUUUUUUUUUGUAUUUUGACCAAUCAAACUUCAGGGUUGUAAUAUUAGUAAAAUAUGACACAAAUAAACCCAUUGAUAAAAAGAAUAAAGAUGGAAGUGUUUAACAACCUUGACUAGCUAUACAGCCCUUGCAAAAGAUUCAAUAUUUUAUUAAAGUCUCACUACUUGCAAUACAUAAAUAUACAGUACAUACAGAGUAUAUACACAAUAUAAAACAGCCAAUACACAAAUAUAAAAUACAAGUACCAUUCUAUUUAGAAUUAUGAGAGACUGUAAAACAAUUUCUAUAUAAAACUAGUUAAAAUAAAUAAGAUUAUCAUUGCAUGACCGCAAUUAAAAGAAUGAAGAUGGAAGUGUUUAACAACCUUGACUGGCUAUAUAGCCCUUGCAUGACCGUAAUUAAAAGAAUGUUACCUUUUGAUUGUUAAAAAUGUAAAUCUAUUGAUUGCUAAAUUUUAUUUUAAUUUAUUGUGAUUUGUACAUACAGAACAGUUUAUGUUUUUAUGAUAAGAUCAUGUAUGAAGGAACUUGAUAUUUUUUUCAUAGCAAUUAUUUAUAUAUUACACUGAAGGACUUUUUAUGCAGAAAUCCUGUUUUUGUGGUUUAAGGGAAACAUUGUUUUGUUUUUUUAUUGUUUUACUUUUUGUGAUUUUAAAUUUGUAAAAUGUAUGUGAGAUUUCCUGUUGUAUUUAAGUGUGUGUUUCCAAUAUAAGAAGAAAUCAAUGAAAAUAUCUACCCAAUCAUUAAACGGAAAUGCAUAACUGUGUCCUUUUAUAUUUGAUUCCAUAUUGUUAUGUAUAAAUUGUAAUCCUGUGUGAGAAUGAGAAUAUUUUUAUGCAUUAAUUUGAACAGAUAAGUUUAAAUAUGUUUUUAUGUAUAAAGUAAAAUAGAUUUGGCUCAAAUCAUAUAAUUUAGAAUAUCUCUCUCCUUUCAACUAAUAAUUCUCUUAAGGGUAUAAUUUAAUGUGUAUAAUGUAUUACAGACUGGAUCUGGGAAAUGUAGAAAUCUUUUUUGUGAAUACUAUGGAAUUUUUGUUGUUGAAUAAUUUGUUAUAAUAAAUAUUUUCUGUUA